AGCACAUUUGAAGCAACCUGCUGUCAACCAGUUUCCGUUCCAUCCCUUGUCAAAAAAUCCCUUCGAACCAUCAGAUUCGUGCAAAAUGGCCGAAAGCGUUACACUUGUAACACUCUCACAAAUGAUCGAUUUAUCGUUAAAUUGCAACGAGGGCAUUAUCAACUUCCACGUCCUCCACACCUUCCUCCACGUCGUUGUCCAACAACUAAAAAUGCACGACGUAGCUGUGGAAUUCCGAGGCUCCGACAGCGAAAAAAUCCAAGCCUUGAUCAGUACCGUCAAACCUACCUCCACCCACCUCCUCCCAAAAUACAACGUCGUGCCUGAAGAAAGCGUCAAGUUGAAGAAAAAAACAGGACCCCAUCAGAAGAAAAAAGCCAGUUUACAGGACGUGAUGGCGGAAAAAGAGCGCCAGAAGUUGGAAGAGAAAAAAGAGAAGGAAAUCCGUGUUAUCGAACGCCGGAAAGACUCAAAGGAAGACCCUGACCUUAACCCCCUCCCGUUGAAAUCACCCCCAGGUAGCCUCCUUGGAAUCACUCCUGCCGACCUCCAGACGGUUGUCGUGGUCGAGUCCCAGUCAACCCUCCCCCAGUACACUGUGGCCCUCACCAAAACCACCUUCGACAGCCUCCAAAAUGACCUAGACUCGCUCAAAAUCCAACUCAAGGAGUUACAAGAACUCCCAGCUAAUCUGGGCUUAAUUGGGGCCACGAGGUCCCAGUCAAGCCCGAUCCUGGACAUGUUCCAAAUCCUCCACUUGACCAAACGAAUGGACGCCAAUGAGACAGCCCUUGAGAAAAUCGGUUCGUUGAUUGAAGACUUGGUCAAGAGCGACAAAGGGCAGAUGCCCCCAACCAUCAUCGAAAGGGUCCAAGAAGUGCGCGCUUCAGUCGACGAAACCCAAAAAUACACAGCUGAACGGCGGUUAAGUGCGUUAAACGAGGUCGAAGUCAGGCUAACUAACCUUGAAAAUGCUGUCAAUAACUUGAAUGAGAAUAUAGCAGCUGUGGCCACAGGAGUCGGCGAAUUUAAACCGCAAGAGCCAAUUUUGGAAAAACCAGCGUCGGCUCAGCCCAGUUUGGGGCCCUCUGAUAUGGCCAGCGUUGCCAGAACUGAGACUAGUAGUGUGGUCCCCGAAGGGGCCAAAUCUCCCUCGAGGAAAAGCCAAGGGACGGAGUCGGUCAAAAUCAUGGCCCCGCAGGUGGUCUACCAGAGCCAGAUCCAAGAUGUCGAUUUGGGUGAGUUGCCCUCGAACCAGGCCCUAAUCCUGAUCCAGGAGGAGUUCCAAAAUUUGAAGAACUGGAUGACUGAGAGUAUCCAAGAAGUGGACAAGUUGAAAGCUUUCGCUCCGCCAGCGCCUGGCGAAGUUGACACGCGAGUUGUUGACAGCAAAUUCAACGAAUGUAGUCGGAAAAUCAACGAACUGAACGACUUAUACAACACGCAGAUCAAGCUCCUCAGUGAGCAGUUCAACAGCGUCCAGAGCGAAAUGAACGAAGUUGCCACCAAACUUGACAUAAUUCUCCCGGGAGGUGAUUCGACCGGGAUUAGUGCCGAGACGACCAUGGAUUUGGCCAAUAAACUCACGCUGCUUGAGAAGGAGAUGAUUGCAAUUUCGGAUAAGGCCGAAGAGUUGCAACAGGAGAAGGAACAGCGUGAUAAGCAGACUGAAGUGAUUAUGGAACAGAUUGAUAUUUUGAAAAUUGUGAAAGCGAAUCGGGAAGAUUUGGAGGAUGCGUUGGGUGAAAAAGCCGAUGCUUGUAUGAUUAAUCGGAAAGUGUCGCAUGAUCAGUUUGAUGCUGCCUGUGAUGAUUUGUAUAGGGGUAUCGAGGAGGCUUUGUCCAAGCUUGAGGAACAAGAGGAAAUGUGGCACCAAGCCCUCGACUCGAUCCAGCGCGAAGUUGGCAAUAAACUUGACAAAAUGGAAGUGGAUCCAUUACGCGACUUUGUCAACAGUAAACUAAGAGCACUGCAAGAGAAAUUCAAGUCGUUAAGUGCCCUCAAACGAGAGCAGGAAGCUGCAGGAACAAAGAGUCGAUUUUUGCGAAAUGUUAAUUGUAUUUCCUGUGAUAAGGACGUAAUAAUGAGGAAAGAAAUGGAUGCCUCUUUAAAACCCAAAGCCUAUGCAAUGCCAGCUAGUAGAAAUAUGGCACCUUAUCUAGCUUAUGAAUUGGACCAGUUGAGAAAGCAACAAAAAUGUGUCCCCAAUAGCAAGAAUCUGAACUUUAUUGAAAGUGCCUUGAAAACACGAGGAAAUAAAGAGAAAAAUCAUUUAUGUAACCGGUAUUGUGGAGGGAGUCAUACUACGACCACCCCCCAACAGAGGGUGACACGAUUGGGGCAUUUCCUGGAACAGUGGGGUCCUGAAAUAGCCCCCUUACAGGAUGAAUACAUUCGAGGGAACGACAAUCAUAUGUAUAAAGCUCGUGACGAGGCUAUUUAUACGAAAAAAGGGAGUAAAGUUGAAAAUGGGCCUAAGGGGAGCAUAAGGCCCUCUACAGCAGGAGGGGCACCCAUGAUGGAACAGGAAGUUCCCCAAGGGAGGAACACUUACGUGAGUGCUGAAGCUCACAUGGUUGUGAGUAAAGAAGCCGAAGAAGCAGCAAAUAAGAAGUCGCUUAAUAUUGGAGCUGUGCCUAUUGAGGAGGUUACUCAAGCCUCUCAACAAAUACCAGUCAAGGUCUCAAUUGAGGAACCAGUGUCUCAAAAGGCGUCACAGUUGGGUAAAGCUGCGUCUCAACUUUCGAAUGAGCAGCUAAGGAAAACACAAAGUGCGGAAGGGAAAAGCUCGCAACUUUCGGGUGAGAGAAAAUCAGCAACGAUAGAAGGGAAAAGUUCGCAACUUUCCGGUGAGAGAAAAUCGGCGACUCCAGAAGGGAAAAGCUCGCAACUUUCCGGUGAAAGAAAAUCAGCAGCGAUAGAAGGGAAAAGUUCGCAGCUUUCUAAUGAACAGAAGAGGUCCCAAAGUGCCAUUGUGGGGAAAAAGGGGUCGGAGCAAGCCGUGGAAAAGGGACAAGAGUAAUUUAGAAGUCUAAUGGUUUAAAUUUUUGUCAAGUCAUUUAUUGUGGACGUUUUUAAACAAAAUAAUAAAAUUUUUAGUGCA
Tribolium castaneum (red flour beetle) is the source of this 3103-nucleotide messenger RNA. RefSeq lists its product as uncharacterized. NCBI's taxonomy places the organism in Eukaryota, Metazoa, Arthropoda, Insecta, Coleoptera, Tenebrionidae. The record is from RefSeq and is a predicted model, not a curated record. The coding region runs from base 86 to 3022 and encodes 978 amino acids. The transcript is spliced from 10 exons.